UGGCGGCGGCGGCAGCGGGUUCGGUUGCGCUUAGCGCACGGGGUAGGAGCGGAGCCCAGGCCGGGAAGAGGAGCCGCCGCGGCCGCCAAUACCAUGGGGAACGUGUUGGCUGCCAGCUCUCCGCCCGCAGGGCCACCGCCGCCUCCUACGCCGUCCCUCGUGGGGCUCCCGCCGCCGCCUCCUUCGCCGCCAGGCUUCACUCUGCCGCCGCUCGGCGGCGGCCUGGGCACUGGGUCAAGCACUGGCCGUGGUUCGGAACGGACUCCCGGGGCUGCGGCCAGCGGCGCUGCGGCGGCCUCGGAAGAUGGGAGCUGCGGAUGCCUGCCCAACCCGGGGACGUUCGAGGAGUGCCACCGGAAGUGCAAGGAGCUGUUUCCAGUUCAGAUGGAAGGUGUCAAACUUACAGUCAACAAAGGGUUGAGCAACCGUUUCCAGGUCAGGCCUGGUGUUUUGUUGGAUCCCUGGGCAUUGAUGCUGCUAGUCGUGGCCUGACACCCGGUGUUCACUCCCCAUCUCCACAUCUCUAGUUUGCAUCCCCCAGCUAUCGCCAAGACCCCCACCACCUACUCUUUUCUCCCAGGUGACCCACACAGUAGCCCUCGGCACAAUUGGGGAGUCCAACUACCACUUUGGGGUCACAUACGUGGGGACGAAGCAGCUGAGUCCCACAGAGGCGUUCCCCGUGCUGGUGGGUGACAUGGACAAUAGUGGCAGCCUCAAUGCACAGGUCAUCCACCAGCUGAGCCCAGGCCUCAGGUCCAAAAUGGCCAUCCAGACCCAGCAGUCCAAGUUCGUGAACUGGCAGGUGGAUGGCGAGUACCGUGGUUCUGACUUCACAGCUGCUGUCACCCUGGGCAACCCAGAUGUCUUGGUGGGUUCAGGAAUCCUCGUGGCCCACUACCUCCAGAGCAUCACACCGUGUCUGGCCCUGGGUGGAGAGCUCGUCUACCACCGGCGGCCAGGAGAGGAGGGCACUGUCAUGUCUCUAGCUGGGAAAUACACACUGAACAACUGGUUGGCUACAGUAACGCUGGGCCAGGCAGGCAUGCAUGCGACGUAUUACCACAAAGCCAGUGACCAGCUGCAGGUGGGUGUGGAGUUUGAGGCCAGCACCAGGAUGCAGGACACCAGUGCCUCCUUUGGGUAUCAGCUGGACCUGCCCAAGGCCAACUUCCUUUUUAAAGGCUCUGUGAACAGUAACUGGAUCGUGGGCGCCACGCUGGAGAAGAAGCUUCCGCCCUUGCCCCUGACACUGUCCCUCUGCGCCUUCCUGAACCACCGCAAGAAUAAGUUCCUGUGUGGCUUCGGCCUCACCAUCGGCUGAGCCCUCCUGUCCUUCCUCUGCAGACCAUCGCUGGGCCGGCUGCCCUCCCCUCCUCUCCCUCUCUCUUGGGGUUGGGGCAGUGGGAAGGAGGGGACCUCCCAUGCCCAAGGAUCCCCAGCGCCAGGGGACAGUGCCCAGGGGGCCUGGGGUCCCGGAGGGAGUCCUGGGAUCUGAAGGGCAUUCGAUUGUGAGCGCCCAGGCAGAGGCGCAGAGGCGGCUGUACACAGGCUCAGAAAGGAAAGACUUGAUGUCCUCCUGAGGGCAGCAGAGGAGCGCCGAGCCGCCUGUCACUUCCCCCUCCACCCCUCCAUAGAAAUCAUGUUUAUAAGUUAUGGAAAACCGGGACAUUUUACAGAAAAAAAAAAACUUAAAAAACAAAAAAUAUACGUGGAAAAAAAAAUAGGA
Mus musculus (house mouse) is the source of this 1729-nucleotide messenger RNA. RefSeq names its product translocase of outer mitochondrial membrane 40 (gene Tomm40). Lineage: Eukaryota; Metazoa; Chordata; Mammalia; Rodentia; Muridae. Gene Ontology annotation, biological process: protein localization to mitochondrion; monoatomic cation transmembrane transport; transmembrane transport. The record is from RefSeq and is a predicted model, not a curated record. The coding region runs from base 698 to 1324 and encodes 208 amino acids. The transcript has 10 exons. Gene Ontology annotation, molecular function: transmembrane protein transporter activity. Gene Ontology annotation, cellular component: mitochondrial outer membrane; mitochondrial inner membrane; membrane.